Messenger RNA from Racocetra persica, 693 nucleotides. The record is from the annotation of a GenBank genome assembly. Lineage: Eukaryota; Fungi; Glomeromycota; Glomeromycetes; Diversisporales; Gigasporaceae.
GUGGCUUUCAUAAGGUAUAUCUUAACAAUGGAAAAUGGAACAGAAUAUAUUAGAAGAGUAGCAUUUCAUGAAUAUCCACGUUGGAAGACGGAGAGCGAGGUUGCAGUUAUGAAAUAUGUUCGCUUAAAUAUGAACAUUCCUGUUCCUAAAAUCUAUUAUUGGAAUAGUUCAAUCUACAAUCCAGUGGGUGCAGAAUAUAUCUUAAUGGAGCGUUUACCUGGUCGUCGUUUAUGUAAAUCUCUUAAGAAACUUACAUUCUCAAGGAUAGGUAGUAUUUUUUUUGAUGGCAAAUCAAAUGAUCAAUUUAAAAUUGGUCAGGUAGUUGAAAUUGACUUCUUUGUUAAUGGAAGAGCAACUCUAUCAAUGGACCGAGGACCUUUCAACACGACAAAAGAAUAUGUUUUGGCUGCUAUCCGAAACCAGAUCCUUUAUUGUCACACCUUCAAGUCACAAGAUCAACAAAAUCGCUUAAUUUCAAUGUAUGAAACAUUAUGCAAGUUGGUGCCGAAGUACUUUCCGGAUGAUGAAAGGAAUAAAUUUGUGUUGACUCAUGUAUGGAUUACGGAUAAUCCUAUGGCAAAUAUUACAAAAGAGGAGUCCGAAGAAAAUUUAAUGCUACAAAAAGUUCAUGAAUGUUGCACCGUGACCCAGAAUUUAUCAGUAAAUUUGAUAAUUUGGACAAAGACAAAGUGA